ACGAAAGGGGUCCUUUGUCAAAAACAACAUGGCAGCCUUCUGUAGAGGGAGGCACCGGUUAAAAUCUAUAAGUGGCUUACAAACCUCUAUUAGACAAUUGUCAGGUAAAUUCGACUAUGAUGUCGUUGUUAUUGGUGGAGGCUCGGGGGGUCUGGCAUUCUCCAAGGAAGCUGCACAGCUGGGCAAGAAGGUGGCUGUCUUGGAUUACGUAGAACCAUCAGCCAAAGGCACGAAGUGGGGCUUGGGAGGAACGUGUGUGAAUGUUGGUUGCAUACCCAAAAAGCUGAUGCACCAAGCUGCUCUUUUGGGAACUGCAAUUAAAGAUGCACAGAAAUAUGGCUGGACCAUUCCCAGCCCUGUAUCACAUGAUUGGGCUACUAUGGCGGCUGCUGUGCAGGGUCAUGUCAAGUCACUAAACUGGGGCCAUCGAGUACAGCUGCAGGACAAGAAAGUGAAAUACCUCAACAUGAAGGGCAGUCUGGUUGACGAGCACACAGUGAAAGGAGUGACUGCCAGAGGCAAAGAGAUGACUGUGACUACCAGGAACAUAGUGAUUGCCACUGGAGGCAGGCCAAAGCACCCCACUCAUGUCAUUGGAGCAGUAGAGCAUGGCAUUACCAGUGAUGAUAUAUUCUGGCUGAAGGAAUCUCCUGGAAAGACGCUUGUGGUGGGUGCCAGUUAUGUGGGCCUGGAGUGUGCCGGCUUCCUGACGGGGAUCGGCCUGGACACCACCAUCAUGGUGCGCAGCAUCGCCCUCCGGGGGUUCGAUCAGCAAAUGUCAGGAAUGGUGACAGACUACAUGGAAGCCUAUGGGACCAAGUUUGCGUGGAAGUGCUCCCCUACCAAGGUGGAGAGGCUUCCCUCGGGGUCUCUCCAGGUGACCUGGGUCAACAACAGUACCAAGCAGGAGGGGAGGGACACCUUUGACUCUGUGCUGUGGGCUGUAGGCAGAGCCCCAGAGGCCAAGCAGCUGAAUCUGGAGAAGGUUGGAGUGCGGCUUGACGAGGAGACGGGCAAGAUAGUGGUGGGCCCCGAUGAGGUGACGUCUGUGCCCAGCAUCUACUCCAUCGGCGAUAUCAGCCAGGGUCGUCCAGAGCUGACCCCCACUGCCAUUCAGGCCGGCAGGCUGCUGGCCCGCAGACUCGCCACCGACUCCAAGGAGCUCAUGAACUAUGACAACGUGGCCACUGCAGUGUUCACUCCCCUUGAGUACGCGUGUGUGGGGCUAUCUGAGGAGGAUGCUGAGAAGAAGCACGGGAAAGACUCCAUUGAGGUGUUGCACGCCUUCUACAAGCCUCUGGAGUUCACCGUGGCAGAGAGAGACGCCAGCCAAUGUUACAUAAAGGCGGUGUGUUUGCGUGGGGGAGAUCAGCGUAUACUGGGACUGCACUUCACCGGCCCCAGCGCUGGAGAGGUCAUCCAGGGCUUUGCCUUGGGCCUCCAGUGUGGAGCCACCUAUACUCACCUGCUGAACACCGUGGGCAUCCACCCCACCUGUGCCGAGGAGCUGACCAAGCUCAACGUCACCAAGCGCUCGGGCCUGGACGCCACGGUAACGGGCUGCUGAGGUUAAGCACCCCCCUCCUCCUCUGAACAGCAUGAGUGCACACAUCCCUAAAGGCAUCUCCAGAGUAGAAUGGGGAAUCAGAAAGAUUGGUAAGCAGGCAGUGGGACAUUUGGAUCAGUUGUUGGGUAUACUAUAAAAGUGGCUAGGUAAUAAACCUUAGUCAUUGGUGAUGCAUUUUAAAACUUGAUGGGGUAGCCUAGAGGUGAUUUGUUAACCUGCAGGA
Messenger RNA from Engraulis encrasicolus (European anchovy), 1790 nucleotides. It is a transcript of the gene txnrd2.2, whose product is annotated as thioredoxin reductase 2, tandem duplicate 2. Gene Ontology annotation, cellular component: cytosol; mitochondrion. The coding region runs from base 29 to 1567 and encodes 512 amino acids. Gene Ontology annotation, molecular function: thioredoxin-disulfide reductase (NADPH) activity; glutathione-disulfide reductase (NADPH) activity; flavin adenine dinucleotide binding. The transcript has 17 exons. The record is from RefSeq and is a predicted model, not a curated record. NCBI's taxonomy places the organism in Eukaryota, Metazoa, Chordata, Actinopteri, Clupeiformes, Engraulidae. Gene Ontology annotation, biological process: glutathione metabolic process; cell redox homeostasis; cellular response to oxidative stress.